Messenger RNA from Cloeon dipterum, 1100 nucleotides. It is a transcript of the gene Rpp30, whose product is annotated as ribonuclease P protein subunit Rpp30. The transcript is spliced from 6 exons. Gene Ontology annotation, cellular component: nucleolar ribonuclease P complex. Bases 104 to 946 code for a protein of 280 amino acids. NCBI's taxonomy places the organism in Eukaryota, Metazoa, Arthropoda, Insecta, Ephemeroptera, Baetidae. The record is from RefSeq and is a predicted model, not a curated record. Gene Ontology annotation, molecular function: RNA binding. Gene Ontology annotation, biological process: tRNA processing.
CGUUGUUUUCAGACUUGAAUGCGUUCUGCCGGUUAGUGCGCCCUGAAUUCCAUGGUUUAUAUUGUAAAAUAGUUAUUCUACCUCUGCAAAAUCUGAACAAAACAUGUCUGUGGGCUUUUGCGACCUGAAUUUGCGCCCGCCGAACAAGGCGGACGUCCGAAACCUGUGCUUGGCCGCUAAAAAUGUUGGUUACUCUCUGGUGGCUGUUAGCACGGAGGUCGAUGUUGAUGUUUUUGCAAAAAAGGGGAAAAGGGCCGCCAUCAUUCCUCCACCCAUGGAUCUCACUGCUCUGCAAAAGGAGUUUGAAGGAAAACUGAAGAUUCUACAAAGACUGACUGUGCAAAUUUCGGACAACCUGCAAGCUUAUAGAGUGUCCCAAAACUCCAAUGCGAUGGAAUAUGACAUUCUUGCUGUGCAGCCUCUUAACCCUCAAGCAUUUCAGCACGCGUGUUCUGUGAUGGAAGUGGACAUGGUGAGUUUCGACGCGAGCGACUGCGCGCCACUGAAAGCGGCGCGGAAGGUGGUGCGUCAGGCUGGCGAGCGGGGCAUCUACUUUGAGGCGCAGUACUCGCCGCUGAUCGCGUCCUCAGCCACCAGACGCAACGCCAUCACCCUGGCACACGCGCUGCACGCCGUCGGCCGUGGCAAGUGCAACCUAGUGCUCUCCUCAGGCGCUGCGGCUUCCACCUUCCUCAGGUCGCCAUAUGACGUCGCAAACUUUUCGAUGCUGCUUGGGCUGUCGGAGGAGUCGGCCAAGAACUGCAUGAAGCAAGCUGCUAGGACGGUCCUUCUCAAUGCGCAGGCACGAAAAAUCGGCAAGGGGAUGGUUUUUGGCCGCCUCAGCAGACCUGUGGAGGACAAACUCGCUGAAGAAAAUGGAGUUCCACCCACAAAGAAGAGAAAAGCAGAUGAUGACAAUGCCAGUGAAGUGACUGUCAUAAACUGACAUCUCAAAAGACUUACCUUUUAAUCUUAAUUUAAUUGUAUAAGCAGAAAAUGUAAAACUAUCGUCGUGCUUAAUAUAAAAAAACAUUUGAAAAUCUUUAAUAAACCUUUAUUGUAGAUAUAUAUUUGUUGAAAAAUAAAAAAAUAAUAAAAUC